GGCUUAAAAUAUAUAAAAUUGCUUUUAUCUUUUUAAUGUUCUGUUCUAGCAUUUACGAAGAGAGAUUCGCAAUAAUAAAGAUUUCAUAACAACAGGCAAUUUUGCUUUUUCCCCAUGAGAUGAGAAAAGGGGAUUUUACGAUUCACAGAAGUCAACAAAUUGACCGAAAUGCUCGAAGUAAUCAUUAUUAUUUGCGAGAUAAUCUCGCUUUCAUUGCUAAAAGCAUUGUGCCGCAAAAGUCUCAUCAUCAAUUAUGGUAAUCAUUAUUCCAAGUAAAGGAAAUUAAGCAACGGUGUUAAGCGCAGACUACGCACAAUAGAACGGAAUUAUUACGGAAGACAUAAUCUGGACUUUACGCAUGCUGUCGCGUGAGGCAUGCGUGUAAGCUCUUCCAUAUAUAAAUACUCGUGUGCCACCAGGAAAAUCUCAGUCGAACGAUACUUGAUGCUCGUGGCUAGUCGCCCAUCUAUCGAGCUAUCUUUGUUCGAAAAACCACGUGAUUCCAUUAUUCGUUACUUGUGCAAAGAAAGGAAGAUUCAAGAACAGGAAGAAAAAAAUAGAAGAAGGAUACCUCACAGGAAGAGAUUCGUCAGAUCCGCUACGAGUUCUCAGACAUUCUUCCUCUUUGAAAAGAAGAAAUAAGGUCACAAGGUGGAGGAAAUUGCAGUGAAAGAGGAAUCCUUCAUUUUUGGAAGCGCGAUUAAUCACAUCUCGAAGGAGGCGAAAAUUCACAAGCAAAGUAGCAAAAAAAAACACCCAUGUUAUUUCUCAAAUCCACAGCAGUCGGUUUUUUUGCUAAAUCAAGGAUUCAAUAAUCAAUUCAAUUAAUUCCUGAGCUGUCCACUUUUCGGUGGACCAGGUGGAAUUGAAGAUUACUUUUCGAUGAAAACGAUGGUGCAAGGCAGGCCGACGAAGGAAUCGCUUUUAAGAUUCUUCAUUCUGAUCCUGACGGCGAUGGAUCAGACAAUGGUGCUUUUGGCUGCUCCCAGUUCUUCGCUGUCCGAUAAGAAAACCUCCUUUAGAGACGCGAUAAGAUGUUCUCGUAAAGAAGCAUUUCCCUGCAAACCUCGAUUAAGAUCUUAUAAUCUAAAGGAUCUGGUGAAUAUGCAGGAUUCGAUAAUGCGGAACAUGGAGCCAAAACAACCGGCGUACAUUGUGCAAGAGAGAUGCGACAGUCAUUCGGGCUGCUGUUCCAGCAAAGAUCAAAGUUGCGCACCGACGCUGAUCGAGUAUGAGCAAAUAGAGGUCGAAAUUAAAAAUUUAAAUACGAACAUUACAAAGAAAACGUGGAUUAGAAUCGAGCAGCACAAGGAGUGCACUUGUGUGCCUGAUAGCAGUUGGGCAAUGAGGAAUAGGACAGAUCUGCCGCCUACCAUAAAGAUCCUUAAUCCUUGAUACACGAGGAUCUUUGGAUUCUUCAUUGAGUAGAACGGAAGACUGCAAUGCAAGUGCAUCAACCAGCAUUAAUUGACUAGCUUGCAUUUUUCUAAUAGACAAUGUUAUGGUACAAACAGAAUGUGGAAUACUAAUUGCAGUUAGUUAAUCAA
Messenger RNA from Linepithema humile (Argentine ant), 1547 nucleotides. The record is from RefSeq and is a predicted model, not a curated record. NCBI's taxonomy places the organism in Eukaryota, Metazoa, Arthropoda, Insecta, Hymenoptera, Formicidae.